Bemisia tabaci is the source of this 11617-nucleotide messenger RNA. The record is from RefSeq and is a predicted model, not a curated record. Lineage: Eukaryota; Metazoa; Arthropoda; Insecta; Hemiptera; Aleyrodidae.
GUCAGGGCGACAUGACAGAGCUUUCAGUGUCGGGAGUAUCCUCGAAAUCCGAGACCGGCUCGGCGUCGCGAUAUGGCCAAAUCAGACUCAGUGCAAUUGGUGCGACUUCUGACCACGUUUUUCGUCGUUGCUCUCACUUGUGAUUCAAGGCAUACACGGGCAGAACCAGGCUCUACGUUUGUAUAAAACUUGCCGCCUUGUGUGUGAAGUGUUUCUUGACUCUAUAAGUUUCCGUCGAAUCUCCGCUGCUUUUCAAUUUUUUCAACCGGUCUUACAUCGUGCAGUGCCGACAGUUGUUAUCUCUCACGUGUGUUCAAUCAGUGCGCGCUGAAAUUUAACUAACCUCUCUGGAAGUAUGUACAUUUCAAGUCACCCUGCCUGGUUUCAAACGUAUGCUUGAUUCGAGUUUUCUGUUCUACGCCUUAAUGCUACGCUGGCUGGGCGGGGCACGGGGGAAAUGAGGCUGCGGCCGGACCUGGGGGCAGCAGUUCUGGUGGAGUGCGGAGUGGGGCCGGGAAGUGGAUCGGGAGUGCGAAAGGGAGCGUCGCUGGGUGUGCACCCUCUGUCGGAGUCGCGUGUGUCCCUGUGCCUGUGCCUUGUGCAGGAGUCGCGGGGAGUUACGCCGGCGUUGGCGUCGGGGCGGCGUCGCCGAGUGCGGGGAGUGCGAGCGUCGUCGGCGCGAGUCGGCCGUUGAGCAGUGCGUGGCACACGGCCCUCAUCGCUACGGCCGCGGCGAGCAUGUCGGCCACGACCAACAACAACAACAAUAACAACAACAACAACAACAACCAGUCCAAACAGCCGCCCAAGAGGCCCGUCCGCCGGGGGGGCAAGCCGCCGCCCGACCGGCCCCAGCGUGCCCUCUUCUGCCUCACCCUCAAGAACCCUCUCCGCAAGCUCUGCAUCGAUGUCGUCGAGUGGAAACCUUUUGAGUACCUGAUUCUCCUAACAAUCUUCGCAAAUUGUGUUGCGCUGGCCGUCUACACGCCUUAUCCAAAUAGUGACUCGAACAGGACGAACGCCUGUUUGGAAAAUAUUGAGUACGUGUUUCUAGUAAUAUUCACGGUAGAAUGUGUCAUGAAAAUAGUUGCCUACGGCUUUGUCGCCCAUCCGGGUGCCUACCUAAGAAAUGGAUGGAACUUACUAGAUUUUACAAUUGUAGUUAUAGGAAUGAUAAGUACCACUCUUUCAAAUUUGAUGAAAGAGGGUUUCGAUGUCAAAGCUCUUCGUGCAUUUCGAGUUCUUCGACCACUAAGAUUGGUAUCCGGAGUGCCAAGCUUACAAGUAGUUUUGAACUCAAUUCUCCGUGCCAUGGUGCCUUUAUUACACAUAGCUCUUUUAGUAAUCUUUGUAAUUAUAAUUUAUGCCAUUAUCGGUUUGGAGUUGUUCUCAGGAAAAUUGCAUAAAACUUGCUUCAACAACAUCACUGGAGAAAUGAUGGAUGAUCCACAUCCAUGCGGCGAGGAGGGUUUCCAGUGCAGUUUCUACAACAAGGGCACCGAAGAGAUCUGGGAGUGCCGACUCGACUGGGAGGGACCACACUUCGGCAUCACGAAUUUUGAUAAUUUCGGACUGGCCAUGUUAACUGUCUUUCAGUGUAUCACCCUUGAGGGUUGGACUGACGUUCUCUAUGACAUUGAGGAUUCUCUGGGCAACACAUGGCAGUGGAUCUACUUUAUUUCUAUGGUCAUUCUAGGUGCUUUUUUCGUCAUGAAUCUAAUUCUUGGUGUGCUCAGCGGAGAGUUCUCCAAGGAAAGAGAGAAAGCGAAAGCCCGAGGGGACUUUCACAAGCUUCGAGAAAAGCAGCAGAUAGAGGAGGAUCUGAAAGGAUACCUUGACUGGAUUACGCAGGCUGAAGACAUAGAGCCCGAAGCUGAGGAUAAGAAUCACACUCAGGAUAAUAAAAAUAAAUCUUCAAGUAAGACUGAAUCAGCAGAUAGACUAGAAGGGGAUGAAGGGGAGGUUCAAGAAUCUUGGUGGAGGAAAAAGAAAAAAGACUUUGACAGGGUUAAUAGGCGUGCUCGAAGAGCAUGCCGCAAGGCUGUCAAAUCUCAAGCUUUUUAUUGGUUAAUUAUAAUUUUAGUUUUUUUAAAUACUGGUGUUCUUGCAACGGAACACUACCACCAGCCAGAGUGGUUAGAUGAAUUUCAAGAAGUUACCAAUAUGUUUUUUAUAGCUCUUUUUACAAUGGAAAUGCUGUUGAAAAUGUAUAGUUUAGGAUUUCAGGGUUACUUUGUCUCUCUGUUUAAUCGUUUUGAUUGUUUUGUUGUUAUUGGAAGUAUAAGUGAAAUGGUGCUCACCCAUACCAAUAUUAUGCCCCCUUUGGGUGUGUCUGUUUUGCGUUGUGUUCGACUUCUUAGAGUUUUUAAAGUUACCAAAUAUUGGCGAUCACUGUCAAACCUAGUAGCAUCUUUGUUGAAUUCCAUCCAAUCAAUUGCAUCUUUACUUCUACUUUUGUUCCUGUUUAUUGUGAUAUUUGCUCUUCUUGGCAUGCAAGUGUUUGGCGGGAAAUUUAACUUUGACCCAUCGCAAUUUAAACCUCGUAGUAAUUUUGAUAGUUUUUGGCAAAGUCUUCUCACAGUCUUCCAAAUUCUUACAGGUGAAGACUGGAACACUGUUAUGUAUGAUGGCAUUCGAGCUUAUGGAGGAGUAGCUUCCAUUGGUAUUUUAGCGUGCAUCUACUACAUUAUUUUGUUUAUCUGUGGUAAUUAUAUAUUACUGAAUGUUUUCUUGGCUAUUGCUGUCGAUAACUUGGCGGAUGCUGAAUCAUUAACAGCCAUUGAAAAGGAAGAAGAUGAUGAGGCAGAAAAGCAGCAGAAGUAUGCUAGUGGUAGUCCUGGUCCGAAAGAAGACGGAAUGUCCAAUGAUGAUAUGGGGCAAACAGAUGAUGAAAAUGGGAGCUUGAAAGGAUCUGAAAUGGACAAUCAAUCUCAAAAUGAAACAGAUGAAAAUGAACGUUACAGUGGCGAGGAAGAAAUGGAGGAAGAGGAAGAAGAUGAUAACCAAGGUUCUGUUGUUGAGGCAACCAAUCCAGUCGGAGAAGACUACGAUGAAGAGCCGAAGGGACGGAAAACGGCAUUGCCGCGUAAAAUGUCUGACACUAGCCAAGCACAGGAGACCAAGCCGAUUCCCGCGGGCACCUCAUUUUUUAUAAUGUCCCAAGACAACAGGUUUCGUGUAUUUUGUCAUUGGUUUUGUAAUCACAGCACUUUCAGUAAUGUUAUUUUGGCCUGCAUUCUUAUUUCGUCUGCCCUGUUGGCUGCUGAAGACCCGCUGACCUCUGAGAAUCCACGCAACAAGGUGUUGGUUUAUUUUGAUUAUUUUUUCACCACGGUGUUCACAACAGAAAUUUGUUUCAAAAUGAUCACUUAUGGAUUCAUUUUUCAUGAUGGUGCAUUCUGCCGCUCAGCAUUCAACCUUCUUGAUCUCCUAGUUGUUCUAGUUUCUUUAGUUUCAGUCUUUUCAAGUUCAGGUGCUGUCUCGUUUAUUAAAAUUUUAAGAGUGUUUCGUGUCUUGAGGCCUCUGCGUGCCAUCAACCGAGCUAAAGGACUUAAGUAUGUAGUCAAAUGCGUGAUAGUCGCGAUAAAGACGAUUGGGAAUAUCAUGCUGGUAACCUACCUCCUCCAAUUCAUGUUCGCUGUCAUAGGAGUGCAGCUCUUUAAGGGCAAAUUUUUUUCAUGCUCAGAUGGCUCUAAGAUGACAGAAGCAGAAUGCCAAGGCACCUACUUGGUUUUUGAUCAUGGUGAUAUCGAUCGCCCAACAGUUGAAGAAAGAGUGUGGAAACGGAAUAGAUUUCAUUUUGAUGAUGUAGCAAAAGCCAUGUUAACGCUGUUCACCGUCUCCACUUUUGAGGGUUGGCCAGGGUUACUGUAUGUAUCAAUUGACUCAAAUGAGGAAGACGUUGGUCCAAUUCACAAUUACCGUCCGAUAGUAGCUGCUUAUUACAUUAUCUAUAUCAUUAUUAUUGCUUUUUUUAUGGUUAAUAUUUUCGUUGGUUUUGUCAUCGUCACAUUUCAGAAUGAAGGAGAACAAGAAUACAAAAAUUGCGAGCUUGAUAAAAACCAGCGAAAUUGUAUAGAAUUUGCGCUGAAAGCCAAACCAGUGCGUCGAUACAUUCCGAAACAUAGAUUUCAGUACAAAAUAUGGUGGUUUGUAACAUCACAACCGUUUGAGUACACCAUAUUUGUUCUUAUCAUGAUCAACACAAUCACCCUAGCAAUGAAAUUCUACAAACAGCCACAAGGCUACACUGAUGCUUUAGACGUUAUGAAUUUGUUUUUUACGGCUGUUUUUGCUCUUGAAUUUGUAUUUAAGUUAGCUGCUUUUCGUUUCAAGAAUUAUUUCGGAGAUGCAUGGAAUGUUUUUGAUUUCAUCAUCGUUCUUGGAAGUUUUAUUGAUAUUAUUUACACGGAUUUAAAUCCCGGCUCAAGUAUAAUUUCAAUUAAUUUCUUCCGGUUGUUUCGAGUCAUGCGCCUUGUAAAACUUCUUAGUAGAGGUGAAGGUAUCAGAACACUGCUAUGGACCUUCAUCAAAUCGUUUCAAGCUCUGCCAUAUGUUGCCUUGUUGAUAGUAAUGUUGUUUUUUAUUUACGCUGUUAUCGGAAUGCAGGUAUUUGGAAAGAUCGCUUUGAAUUCCGAGACGGCCAUUCAUAGAAAUAACAAUUUCCAAACGUUUCCUCAAGCUGUUUUAGUUUUAUUUCGUUCAGCCACUGGUGAAGCUUGGCAAGACAUUAUGUUGGACUGUUCUUCGCGUCCGGGUGAGGUGCGAUGCGAUCCAAGAUCUGAUGAUGCCAAUAACUUGAACGGCUGUGGCUCAGAUAUAGCAUUUCCAUAUUUUAUUUCCUUUUAUGUACUAUGUUCUUUUUUAAUUAUAAAUUUAUUUGUUGCUGUAAUUAUGGAUAAUUUUGAUUACCUGACAAGAGACUGGUCAAUACUGGGGCCACAUCAUCUCGAUGAAUUUAUAAGACUGUGGAGUGAGUACGAUCCAGAUGCAAAAGGCAGGAUCAAGCAUUUGGAUGUCGUUACACUCCUUAGAAAAAUUUCACCACCUCUAGGAUUUGGAAAACUCUGUCCACACAGAGUUGCCUGCAAGAGGUUGGUUUCCAUGAAUAUGCCUUUGAACAGUGAUGGGACUGUUCUGUUCAAUGCUACACUAUUUGCAGUGGUGCGAACAUCACUACGAAUAAAAACAGAGGGGAACAUCGAUGAUUGCAAUGAAGAAUUGAGAGCAGUCAUCAUGAAAAUUUGGAAAAGAACCAGCCGGCAACUCUUAGAUCAAGUUGUUCCACCACCAGGAGUUGAUGAUGAAGUUACAGUUGGUAAAUUUUAUGCAACAUUCCUCAUUCAAGAUUAUUUUAGGAGAUUCAAAAAACGAAAAGAGCAAGAACUAAAAGAUGGCGAUAAGGAGUCUCACAACACCGUUACACUUCAGGCUGGUUUGCGAACUCUGCACGAUGCUGGACCUGAAUUAAAAAGAGCAAUAUCAGGCAAUCUAGAAGAACUCAUUGAUGACAACCCUGAACCAAUGCAUCGACGAAAUCAUUCUCUGUUUGGCAGUGUAUGGUCCUCUAUGAGAAGGCAUCAAGGAAGUUUCAAUCGCGCUCGAUCUCUCAGACUGAAUACAAGUCAAAUUAAGAUGAAUCAUUUAGAUGUGCCUGGAAGAAACCUUCGCAAGGUCUCUCCAACAAAUUCAAUAGAUUCCUUACCUUUCAACUCAAUGCAAAAAGUUGUAACUGGAGGAGUAAAUCAUAUAACUAACUUCACUCGGAAUACCUUCUCCCCGCAGAUAACAAAUGCAAUGUCAAUGCAAGACAUGAAGAAGGACGAUGAAGCGAUGAUUCCCCUUCAGCCACUCACUAUUUCUAAUUCUGGACCUCCAUCUAGAGACUCAGGUGGGGAGUACAGCCCCCCUGUACGUCACUCAUCGCGAUUGAGUUGCAUAGCAGGUGAGGAUUCUCCCACUAACUUUUCAAGGAUCGCUGGCGGUCUAAAGCUUGCUCAGGCGCAAGCAAUGGCUGUUGCGGUUGCUGGAUUUCAGCUUUCUCCAAACAGCAAACGCUCACCGUUGUUCCAUAGAGCUUCAUUUCAUGGCAGAGGUGAUGAUCCAGACGGAACCAAAGCUGCUGAGAGACUUGCUCGCUCUCUUCCUGGUAGUCCAGCCGACCGGAGACCAAAUUUUCCUGAAGUAGUUGGCUCCGCAGAAAGUCUUGUCGGCCGAGUCCUCGCUGAGCAAGGACUAGGGAAGUUCGCUGACCCUGACUUUGUGCGCAACACAUCAAGGGAGCUCCAAGAGGCGCUGAACAUGACUGAGGAAGAGAUGGACCGUGCUGCACACCAGCUUAUGGUUGCCGAGCGACAGGGUCGCUCUUUUUCGUUUCAAGACUAUAAUUCUUCAUCACAAAACCCUCCAUUAUAGCACAACGCCUCUUCCUUCAACCAAGUGCCUGUAUUUAUUCCCCAUCCUCACCGGAUUGUCAUUGUUCUCCAAUAUAUAAAUGCGAGCAUAGCUGGACUUUGUUCUGCAAAUUUAAAUGGGGGCCUCUUUCAUAGCAGACUCUUUUUUUCUUUAUCUUAGAACUCUUUUGUAGUUCUUUAAAGUUAGUGUAAAUCCAGCAGUGAUGGAUCAAUUUAAAAUCAACAAGAGAUGUAUUUACUAUUGAAAUUGAUUUUCUCAUCAAACUAAAAUGAUGAUCACACUGUUUUACAUUGCCCCAUUUCUCAAUUUCAAUAUUUUGAAGAAUCGUUUCAGAUUUGCCGAUUUCUCACAGCUGACGUUAUUAAUCACACUGAGACUAAAUUUUGACUUUAGUCGUAGAAACAUUGCUGAAAUGUAUCAGUCAAACUUAAGUAAACGUCAACUACAUGGGCUCAAUGAACUAGCUUUUAUUAUGCACCUUUGAACCAAAAAAGGUUCCUAUAUAUUUGUAUCCAGAGUCAUGGAAGAGGAGUUCCUGAAACAAAACGUCAGUAGUUGAACUCAAUAUUCCUCAUUCAAAUGGUCACUGAAUCUUGACUGAAACUCCUGAUUCUAAAUUUUUUAUAUUGCUCAUUCUUUAAUUUAAUUUUCUACUUUGAUUUUCUCUCGCAGGGUGUCUACAAUUUUUGAAGUUAAAAGACUUUAGAUAAUGUUAGAAGACCUCUGAUUAGAAUAGAAUUUACAAUUUUUCAUGAUUGCUCCAGAAAUUCGUAGGAGAUCUUAUAAAAAAUUCUCAUCGUUUUAGAUGGGUUGACCAAUGUUAUUUUUCUUUAUUAAUUCAUUCAUUUUUUUAAUUUUUUUUUUAACUAAUACCUGUUCAAAAUAUGUGGUUAGAAUUUCAAUAAUUUAACCCAACAUUUCUCUUAAAUUGUUAACAGGAAUAUAAAAAAAGUGAAUACUAACAUUUACUUUCUUGUGCUAUUUUAAUAGUUUGAAUUAUGCAAUGUUCUUACCAAAUUUUCAAGUGACUUUUGAAAUUCAAGCAUCACAGCUUGAUGAAAAACAUUGAAAAAAUUACCUCAGUUGCCUACUAGAUGCAUGAUCAAUUAUUCAAUAAGCACCUUAUUAGUAACCAAAAUACUUCACAAUGUUCAUACUGAAGUAAAAUAGUGGAACAAAGUGGUUAUUUUGAAAGAAAUUUUGGAAAAACAUGCAAUUGAAAAUUUUAUGCACUUCUAUUUGUCAUAAGGUAUCUUUAAUAUAUAAACUUUUGCAGCUUAAAUUUGUGAAGUUUGAACCAAUUCCAAAAAAAUUUCUUUACCUAUUUCCUUGGAGCUGAAAUGAUCCCAAAAAAUUAAUCCUUUCAAAAAUUGUAGACAUUUAGGUAAGAAUUGGUGAGUUUGACGCUAUUUUUUGGCAUCAUAGCAAGCCAUGAAGGAAAGGUUGUAAUUCAAAGCUCACAAUUUCCAUAAAGUAGUGCUUUCAUUGACUGAAUGGGCCACUAGACAGGGUAAGAAUUAAAACACAAUACACAUUUCCUUGACAAAAUUUUAUACAUGACACAGAAAACAUUUUCAAAAUUAACUUACCCAGCAAUAAAGUGGCUUAUCGUGUUGGAAUUAGAAUCUGGCAAUACCUACCAAAUGCCUGCUCUUGGGGAGAGUAGAGUUGACACAAGUCAAGUGAACAUAAAAGUGAGGCAGAUCACUGAAGUUUUUAAAAGAAAUUUCCUUCCUCUAAUGCACGCGUAAGCGUGGUGAUUGUACAUCUCCUACCACAUGAAAACUCGUCCAAAAGGACAUUGGUACACUAGGGAAACCAUUUGGACUUAAGUAACUCAUCAACAAAAAUUUAUUUUGUCCUUUGACUCACGCAGACGUUAGUUUUUUAAUCCAGGAGACAUCUGAAUUCAUACACAAAGAACGUGUCUUUUUCUUACAUUCUCUCCCUCUUUGCGACUUUGUAAGGACACCUCACAGAGGUCGAUAUCUAUUUAAGCGUACCACAAAAAGUGGGCCAAAAUUUGGGAAACAGUUCUCAGAACAUAUUGAAGAAAUUCCAAAUCAAGCUGCUUUCCAAGAAUACCUCCCAAAAUUCAGCUGCAGCUUGAUUCUAGCUCAGUAUUAAUGGCAUGGCAAGUCAUUAAAAGUUUGCAUGUUACUUGCAGGUAUGGCAAAAACUCCCCAAUUCUUUUACCAUUCUGUUCUUGGCAUUAAUGUGUGUUUGAUAAGGUAUCUUUGUAUUGAUUGUUUUUGAUGCAAUUUUGUGAUACAUAUCCUUCUUUUUUCUCUUUUUUUUCUUAUUAAUUCAAGUUUACCCCCUUUCUUGUCAUAUGUUGUUACAACUCCAGCAGCGCAAGGGAAGAAACACUUCGUUAAGAAUUCAAACAUUUGAGUUACAUUAAUUAUAGUUUGGUACUUUGAAAAAAUCUCCUGCAGUUCCAGUCUGAACGUUGUAAGUGAGGAAUAAAAUUUUUCAACAGAGUUGAAUAAUUUGUCCAUUAAGCACCUGUUUCUAUGAGUACCUACAUGGAAGUGGUGAAUGAACUCGAAGAUCAGAAGAUAAACCGAAAAGAUUGUCCUGUGCUGUUGGUGUUGGUGAAAGUUAAAUCCGAUUUUUUCAUCCCCUCUUCUAAAAAAAUUUAAAUUGUUUUCUCAUCAUUAAUUUAUGGUAACUUUAAGGAACCAAAGAUAAAAAAUGCCAAUCGUGGUAAAUGUUUUUACCGUUCCUGCAGAGAGGUAUGGAACCACCUUUUAUAAAGGCUUCGUUUUUUACCUUUGUUUAUAAAUUUUAUUCCCUCUUUCCUCUUUUUCAUUGUACAGAUUUCUUUGUUUCCUUGAUGAAUGUUUGUAAAUAAGAAUAUUUUGUUGUUGUUUAUAAGAAUUACCUGAUAGGUACAUGUAUUGUUGUUUUUAUACCUACUUACAAACGGAGUCUACUAUUCUCAAGUGGAGUCUGUUCAGAAAUUCUGCUCCUUAUGAGUAAGUCUUGGUUCUUGAUACCCAUGCUUAUCAUGCACAAACCACUAAAUAGUCUCAAAUUCUUGCAUCAAUAUUUUCUACUUAAUUUCUUUGUAAAAAUUUACAAUUUUGUUUGUAAUUUAGACGAAAGGUCUGUUCAAAGCAUAGCAUGACUCUCAAUAAAAGAGACUUAAUAAUGAGAUUUCAUUUGAGGAUGAUUAAUCUGUAUUAACAUGUGGAGCUGGUCUAUGGUUAAUCACCAAUUCUUUCUGUACCAUUUCGCUUUUUAAAAGAACUGCAGAAGUUAUCUGUCUUUAAAUGUUAAUGAUUUCAGUAUCAUCAUUUUUAGAUGAAUUUCUCGAGGGAAAUCCUGUUCAGUUAAAAGAAAAAAAUUACUAAAUCACUGAAAAAUGUAAAUAACAAGUCCCAAGUCCCUCAUUAAAUACAAAAGUCUGAAACAUGAAGGGAAAUAUACAAUGUUAAUACCUCACAUGAAUUCAGUAAUUAUUGAAUCAACUGAGGUAGGUACACAUUUUCCUACUUUUCCAGUUCCGUAUUACUUUCGUGUUAUUAGCUCAACAAAAGUACCUAUUGUCUUUUUAAAUCGUCUAUAUCUUAUCAAUCGUCUCUUAAUUUAUUCUUUUAUUAUUUAUCAUCUGAUUGUAGAUCACCAAAUAUUUUUUAUUGUUACUUUAAUCAGAAAAAGUUUCCAUUGACUAGCUUGAAUAUAAUAUCAAUUUUUUCCCCACCUUAUGAAUUUACGUAUGAAUUUUCCUCUGUGCAUCUCUCUCCUUGCUCUGAUUAAUGGAAGUGACCUCCUCUGCUCCUUAAAAGAAAAGGAAAAUAUGAGAGCUGAUUUAUUUCUUUACGUAAAAUGCCAUUGAAAGUAGUUGUUUUAAAGUUUCUCCCAGAAGUUUUUUAAUUCCUUGUUAUUAUUUGCUGCCAUACAUUUUAUACAACAGAUAGUGCUAAUCAUCUUGACGAGACUGUUACUCAGUACAUCUUUGUCUCUAAUUUAUCAUGGAAAAUUCGUAAAGUUCUUAAGGGACACGGUUGAUAAAAAUACAUAAGUUUUUCUUGUCAACAAAUUAUUGCUGCCCCAGUUGUUCUGAUGAACAAAUUUUAUAAAUUUCCUGGCCUCUAAAUAAUUAAAUAAGGAAUGGACUUGACAGUUAAAAAUUAAAAUCCUAUCACCUUUGUAAAAAUUGGCUAUACAAUGGAAUUUUGAAACAUAGGUCAGCUAUAUGAUUAGUCAUAGCAUGAGUAGUCCGGCCAUUGGGUCAAAAAGAAAUCAUAUAGCAGGGCUACGCUAUGCAAGCUACAACAAAUCCUGUAGUCAGGCUAUGUGGGCUAUGAUAAAUCACAUAGCCAGGCAAUGUUUCAAAAUACAUUGUGGGUGCAGCCAAUUUUUGUUAUUUGAUCAAUAUUUAGUUUCCAAAUAUUUAUCUCAAAGGUGAAAUAGUUGGUUGUCAAAUGGUCAAAUUUGCGCCCAUUAACAUGCUGCAUCCAACCACUAAGAUUCUCUCUUAUUACUAAUAUUACCAUUCUUUGUACACCAUUCAUGUCUACUGAUUAGACCACUUACAUUUUGCAAUGAGGAACUAAUAUUUCUGGCUCAUUUUAGAAACAACUCAUGUGCCAUAGGUUUCCCUAUGCAGGUAGGUGCUUCUAUGGAUGAGUCGGGAAUAGUAGUCCUUAAUCGUGAAAUUCAGUCCCAUUGAGUUCUGGGUAAUGCACAGGAGAUCCUUGUGACCUCCAUAGAUAAAAUUAUUUUUUUACACUAUUACAGUGUUUCCGGGCCACACUGUUAAUUAAUUAGUUUUCAUAUUUAUGAGUAAUUCAUUAAUGUGUUGUAUCAACACACUAUAUUGAAGUUUAUCGUUUUUGUAUUUUUAUUUUUUUCAAUAGUGAUAGAGGUGCAGGGAAAAUAAUGUUUCAACUAGAUCUGCCAGACUAUGGUGCAGUUUUCCGCAAUGAAAUUUGAUUUGACUUAAUCCACACACUCACUUGACUUUAAUUUAUAUAAAAUUUGUAUAUUUCCCUACUGUGUUGAAGACCAACAAAUAUCUGUAAAUGGGGAUCAAAUUUCGCACAUGCUCUCCUCUUUUACUGUUUUCUUUCCUGUUUACUUGUCUCCAACUGAAUCUUUGCAAGAAAAGUGGAGUUUCUAAAAUUGUUAUUUUGGUCUGUAACUGUAAAUUAUUUUAUACUAAUUAUUCUGUAAUAAAGAAUAUUGAACAAUA